This is a messenger RNA of Octodon degus (degu), 5609 nucleotides long. RefSeq names its product tankyrase 1 binding protein 1 (gene Cnot12). The record is from RefSeq and is a predicted model, not a curated record. The transcript is spliced from 12 exons. Gene Ontology annotation, biological process: cellular response to ionizing radiation; double-strand break repair. Gene Ontology annotation, cellular component: nucleus; heterochromatin. NCBI's taxonomy places the organism in Eukaryota, Metazoa, Chordata, Mammalia, Rodentia, Octodontidae. The coding region runs from base 376 to 5262 and encodes 1628 amino acids.
GGGGAGGUGAUUCAGGUCCUGGAGACUCUAGACUCCGGCCCUGCUGCCCCGCCUGGAGCCCAUCGCCCCACCGGGUGCCAGGGAGCAGUGAGUGGGCUAGCGUGGGGGGCUGGCCCGGAGCUCCUGGACCCCGUCUUCUUGGGACGGGUGAAGCGACGAGUUGAGAGGUCUGGGCAAGUUGAGGAGUGGCCCUGGGGACCUGCGGCGACCUCCCAGGACCCCUCCUGAAGUGGCCUCUUCCUGUCCCGCGGGCCGGCUGUGCUGGGAACGGAGACUUCCCGGCGACGCCCGACCGCCGCGACCCCUUUCCCUUCUGAGGUCGCAGCCCCUAGCUCACUCCCUCCCGCCUCUUCCCAGGCCGCGUGGGCCGCACGCAUGGAGGUGUCCGCGCUCCCGGAGGGCACGGCCAUGGCUUCUCCACCCCAGGACCCGGAGGAGGAGCCCGGGCGCGCUGGCCGCGAGCCAGGUGACCUCCGGGCCAAGCCACCUGUCAGGCCCAAGCCCCGGGCGUUGCCCGCCAAGCCCGCGCUGCCUGCCAAGCCCUCCCUGCUGGUGCCCGUGGGUCCUCGGCCACCCCGGGGCCCUCUGGCUGAGCUGCCCUCCGCCCGGAAAAUGAACAUGCUGGCUGGGCCCCAGCCCUAUGGGGGCAGCAAGCGGCCCCUGCCUUUUGCGCCAAGGCCUGUGGCUGAGGCCACCGCAACUGAAGUGGCCCAGGAGCCCCCUGGAAAGGGGGAACCGCUCCCCUCAACUCCGCCAACCCGCUGUGCAGCCCCAGGGGGUGUACGCAAGGCCCCUGCCCCAUUCCGCCCAGCCUCGGAGCGCUGCGCUGCCUCCACAGUGGAGGAGAUCCUCGCCAAGAUGGAGCAGCCCCGGAAGGAGGUCCCACCUAGCCCCGAGCGGCUCUGGGGCUCGCGCCUCUCCUUCAACCAGGAUGGCAGCUUGCGCUACGGCCCCAGGACUGCUCUCGCCAGGGGCUGGUCCCAGGAGGGACCCCCAGAGGCCCCAGCUCUGGCAGAGUGUCCAGAAGAGUGCAGCAAGACCCCCACGACAAGGGGCCCGUCCUCUGACCUGGCUGUCAACGGGGACCUGGCUCAGCUGGCCGCCUCCAAGCCACCAAAUGACGUUCUCACCAAGGCCUGGGCCUCCACCAGUCCAGGCUGCCCUGCGGACAUUGCUGGCCCAGCCCCGGGGUCUCCCCAGAAUGCCCCAGCUUCUGAGACUUCUCCCUAUCACCCUGGGACUCCGCCAUCCCCAGGCACUACCCGGUCUGCUGUUCCUGCUGCUGCUGAGGGCCUCUGCCAGCUACCCAGCCCCGGGCUCCCCUCUGAAGUAGCCACAGAGAUCCCAGGAGCCAGCAGCCUUCCGCUUGAGCUUGUCUCAGGGCACCCCAGUGCUGAAUGCCCGCAUGCCAGCCCACCAAGGCCUCUGAUUGAAGGGGCUGAAGUGCCAGAGCCCAAGAGGACGUUUCCAAGAGGGGAGGACAUGGCCCUCAUGGGUGACUCCAGCCUGUGUCCUGCCAGCCUGGCUCAACGCCGCUUCUCGGAAGGUGUCCUCCGGCCGCCCAGCCAGGCCCCGGAGAAGCUGGGGGGCUCACUGGCUGCCCUGCCCCAGGCUCAGGGGAGCCAGGCGGCCCUGGAUCGACCCUUGGGGAGUGGGACGGAGUCCAGCUGGAGCCUGUCACAGUCCUUCGAGUGGAGCUUCCCUGCCAGGCUCCCGGGUCCAGGCCUGCGGCUUCUGGACUCUCCACCGCCCUCUCCCAUCACUGAAGCCAGCGAGGCCAUGGAGGCUGCUGAAGCUAGCAGCUGCACUGUGUCCCUGCAAGGGGAGGCGGCCCAGGCCCCUCCUGGGGACACAGGGAGGCCUGUUUCCUGGGUGCAGGUGGAAGGCCCAGGGGUCCCCCCAUCCCCAGAGCUUAUGUCAGAUGCCCCAUCUCUGCUGCAGGCUGAGGAGGGGAUGCAGCCCCGGGAACCGCCCACUGGGCAGGAGGCUCCUCUCCCUGCGGUCACCAGAGAGGCUGCCCUGGCCCUGCUGGAGCCCGUUCAGGGCCAGCAGCAGCCAGCACCCUCCGACCAGCCCUGUGUGCUCUUUGCCAAUGGCCCGGGUCCUGAGCAGGCGUUGCCGGUGGAGGAGACAGUGACCCUGGCCCGGGCUGAGACUGCCCAGCCCACAGCUGAGGCCCAGGACUGGUGCCCGGUGUCUCCUGAGCCUGCAGGGCCUGGUGGCAGCUCUCUCUGGCUGGAUGAGCUCUUGGCAUCCCCACCACCACUGAAGGACAGGCCCUGCUCGAGUACCCACCCUGAGGGACUCCUUGGCUGGGCCCAGAAGGAUCUGCACAGUGAAUUCGGGAUCGAGGCGGACCCCUACCCUAGCACCGCAGGGCCUUCCAGCUGGUCCCAUGUUGCUUCUCAGGACUACAGCACUGGGGGUGCCAGCCCCGCAGGAGACCCGGACCUGGGGCACAGGGAAGGGAUCAGAAGGGAGUGGGCUGAAGUGGGCAGUACCCAUGCCCCAAGUGACGCCAGUGUCUCCAAACAGCUUGAGGCCCACGGCUUGGGGGUUGGAAAGCCAGCUCUACUCAGCAGCCAGAGCUGGGAGGCCAGUGCCCAGGACCAGGAAUUAGGGAAGAGGGAUUCCCGGGACACAUUCUCAAGUGUUCAUGUGGAGCUCCAGGACCAAGAAUUUGGGAAGAGGGAUUCCCAGGACACAUUCUCCAGCCGGGAUGCNGAGCUCCAGGACCAAGAAUUCGGGAAGAGGGACUCCUGGGAUACGUUCUCCAGCCGGGAUGCGGAGCUCCAGGACCAAGAAUUCGGGAAGAGGGAUUCCCGGGACACAGUCUCCAGCCGGGAUGCGGAGCUCCAGGACCAGGAGUUUGGGAAGCAGGAUUCACUGGAUAUGUAUGCCACCCGGGAACCCAGCCUUCGGGAUUGGGACUUAGGGGAGAGAGGCUGUCUGGGCACCCAUGUCCCCCAGGCCACCAAAGAGCACACUCGAGAGUUGGGGAAUGAGGAACCCCUUGGAUACAACAGCCAGGAUGCUGAGGAACAGGACCGGGAGUUUGAGAAAAGGGACUCCCAGUGUGGUGCCUUCGCCUGCCUGGCAGCAACACAGUGGAACCAGGGGCUCAGGCCAAGCACUUGGAUGCAAGAGUACAGUGACAGUGACCAUGAGCAGGACGGGGGCUGCAGUGUGCAGGCGACCCAGCAGCCCCGGGAGGAGGAGUUGAAGAAGACCCUGAGCGGCCAAGAUGCGGGUGCUGCAAGCCAGCUGGAGGAGCAGAGCUUCAGGGGGCUGUCGGGGGACCAGGGUGGUGGGCUAGGUGGCCACAUUAGCCAAGAGGUGGCAGGGCUCAUGGGUGCUGGGGACGGGGAUACCAGACAGCGAGGCUGGGCUGCGGAGUUGAGCUUGGGUGUCACACCGCAGUCGGAGGUGACUUUGAGCCCGGGGCUCCAGGACUGGAGAGAGGAUUUGAGCCCAGAGCCUGCGGCAAAGAGCUCUCAGUUCGGCAUCAUUGGUGAUGACCGAGGGGUCGGGGCUGGCCUGAGUGCACCCAGCAAGGUGGGAGGUGGCCACUUUGCGUCCCCCGGGGAGGAAGUGGCUGGCCGUGGGGACUGGGCUGACCAGCUGGGUCUCAGGAACUUGGACAUGUCAGCCUGCAGGGCCCCUGGGGACUUGGUUGAGGCCAGAGAGGUGGCUGUGGGACAGGUGGGCUGGCCAGAGCACCUGGGCAUGCAAGAUGGUGGCCUGGCCAGCUGCUUGGAGGUGCGUGGGCCAGGGGAGUGCGGUGGCGUUGGCAUUGGUGUUGGCGUGGGGGAGCAGGGUUGGACUGUGGACAGCAGGAUGCAGAGCAUGGCCGGGAUUGAGGAGACUACAGGUGGCAGCCUGGCCAGAGAGAGAGGCAUGGGGCAGAAGGGCUGGUCAGGUGCAGAGGCUGGCGAGUUCCUCAGAGCCAGGGAGUGUGGUGUGGGGCAGGCAGACUGGACCCCCAACCUAGGACUUGCGGAUGUGGCCCUCGGGCUGAGCUGUAGCCCUGGGGAGCCCAGAGAGAUGGCACUGGGCUGGGGUGAGGACCCGGGUCCAAGGGAUCUGGAGGUGCCCUGUGGCCUGGAGUCAGGGAGUGCCCGGGGCUGUGGUGUGGGCCAGGUGGACUGGGCCCAUGAUGAGGGGUUGCAGACUGAGAGGCCUCCUGGGACCUCCAGUGAAGCCAGAGAGUGGGGGGUUGGGGAGGCCGGGCCCAGCCCAGAGCCCAGCUUGGAGCUUGGCUCUAGGAGCCCUGGGAACUCCUCUCCUCUCCUGGAGGCCAGGGAGUUAGGGGUAGGAGAGAUCAGUGUUCCAGAGAGCCGGGGUGAGGAUGGCCCCAUGCCUUCCUCUGAGACAUACACCACGGACCCCGGGACAGAGAUGGAAGAAGCUGCCGGCUACGGAGCCAGGUGUCCAGCAGGCUCUCUGACAACUGGCACCUGGAACCCACCAGAGGGGCCGCUGGUGACUGGCAGUGACCAGGUGGUGGCGCGUAGAGAGUCGGCAGCCCUGGGGCCCAGGGUACUGUUGGAACAGGAAGGAGCUGCAGUAGGUGGGGACACCCUGCCCCCCCGGAGGCCCCAGCCAGAUGGUGAAGCCAGCCAUGUGGAGGAGGUGGAUGGCACCUGGGGCCUUGCAGGGCCUGGGCGCGGGGAGCAGGACCUGGCCCUGAUGCCACAGCGGCCGCCCCCAGGGCCGCCACGCAGCAGCCCCAGCCAGGACUUCUCUUUCAUCGAGGACACGGAAGUUCUAGAUAGCGCCAUGCACCGCAGCCGGGCCCACCUGGGCCGCAAGCGAGGGCAUCGGGCCCCAGCCAUCCGCCCUGGGGGGACCCUGGGGCUGGCAGAAGCUGCAGAUUCAGACAUGCGCCUUUUCCAGGACUCCUCAGAGCCACGGGUGUCCCGGGUGCCAUCCUCGGACGAGGAGGUCGUGGAGGAGCCGCAGAGCCGCCGGACCCGGAUGUCCUUGGGCACCAAGGGGCUGAAAGUCAACCUUUUUCCUGGUCUGAGCCCGUCAGCCCUGAAGGCUAAGCUGCGCUCUCGGAACCGCUCGGCUGAGGAGGUGGAGCCGGUGGAGGGCAAGGGGGGCCCGAAGGAGGCCGCCGUGCAGCGCUCCAAGUCCUGCAAGGUCCCGGGGCUGGGGAAGCCCCUCGCGUUACCCCCCAAGCCAGAGAAAUCCUCAGGAUCUGAAGGGUCUUCGCCCAACUGGCUGCAAGCCCUGAAGCUGAAGAAGAAGAAGGUCUGAGGGGCCGGCGAGGUCUCCCUCUGGCAGUCUCAGGCAGUGCCCGUUCCUGUGGGGUUCCUGAUGGAGGACGCGGCUGCCGCCUCUGUCUCCGGGACACAUUCAUGCACUUUCUGUCGCCUCCCCGACGCCGCUGCCCGUCUGGUCCUGUCUGCGCUGCAGGGCUGGAGGGUUUCGGCCCCUCAUUUCCCUCUGCUGCCGCCUCAGCCUCCCGUGGGUUUUCUUUUGAUACCAAUUUCUAGCGUUUUUAUAAAGGCCUUCAAUUUUUGUAAUGGGUGGGACUUCUCUGCCUUGCGAGGCACCCUGGAGCCCAAUGGCGUUUGCCACUUGAAACGUACAAUAAAGCGUUU